CCCCCCUCCCGGUGCCCCGCAUCCCGCGCGCCGCUGCUAUAAGAGGGCCCAUCGCCGCGCAGCCGCAGGAGUUCGCCGAGCCGAGCACUCGACGCCGCUUCCGACGCCUCUCCCUCUCCCCCCCUCCCUCGACGACGUCCCCCACCUGCAAAGCCAUAGACAAGUUGAUCUCAUGAAUUCAGGAAGCACAGUGGCAUCCAGAGUUUCCUGUUCAUCGGGAAACAACGGCAUCUUCCCACCCUGCCUUCUCCCUGGAUUCCUGGGAUUCCCAGUUGUAUUUGUAAACUUCCACUUGUUCAAGGCCAUUGUCCGCAGCCCUGCAUCUUCUGUUGUCCUGGGAAUCCGUGGAGGACGCCUCCCUUAAAGAGUUGCCCAUAGGACUUCCUGUUUAGUUAGUCUGAGAACUGGUAUCCAAUUUGUUGUGCAAAAAUUCCUUGGCAUCACUACUCUGAACUGCUGAAUCUCAGGCCCUUCAAGAUGGUUUCCUCUGAAAUAAGCUCUGUUACAACAACCCAUGCACAAGGUCCCAAGCUCUUUAGAGGGAAGAUACUUCUGCCAAUGGGCCCUCCAGAUGUUGUGCCUUCUGAAAACAUUGAGUUUGAUUUCUCAGAUGUUUUUGGUUCUACAGCAGUCCAGACUCCCACAGAUCUGAGCAUUCUCACUCCUGACAGUCCUGCACCUUUGGCUGAGUCCAAUGAGGGGAUUUACAAUGACCCUGUGGUUAUUGUCAAGAGAUCUCAUUCUCUUGUUGGUCCAAGUUCACUUGUUAGCCAAUCCUUGCCAAUUAGCAAACUUACACUGCAUGGAUCUGAUAGCUCAUUGGACCUGCUGGAUUGUCCUAAAGAAAAGCAAGGUAACCAAGGAGCUCUUAGUGAUGAAGAGCUUGAUAAUACAGAAAAGGAGAAUGGUAUUUUUGGACUUGAAGACUUUGAAGUCCUGAAGCUUGUUGGCCAAGGGGCAUUUGGAAAGGUAUAUCAAGUGAGGAGGAAAGGCACUUCAGAAAUAUAUGCAAUGAAAGUUAUGAGGAAGGACAAGAUUUUGGAGAAGAACCAUGCUGAGUACAUGAAAGCAGAGAGAGAUAUACUGACUAAAGUCGAUCAUCCUUUUGUAGUACAGCUGAGGUACUCCUUUCAGACAAAAUACCGACUUUACCUUGUGUUGGACUUCAUAAAUGGGGGCCAUCUUUUCUUCCAGCUUUACCAACAGGGCUUGUUUAGGGAGGAGCUUGCACGCAUCUACACAGCUGAAAUUGUAUCUGCUGUAGCCCACCUCCAUGCGAAUGGAAUUAUGCACAGGGAUCUGAAGCCAGAGAACAUCUUAUUGGAUGCUGAUGGACACGCCAUGUUGACUGAUUUUGGGCUGGCAAAGGAAUUUGAUGAAAACACUAGAUCAAACUCAAUGUGUGGUACUGUUGAGUACAUGGCCCCAGAAAUUGUUCAAGGCUGUGGUCAUGAUAAGGCUGCAGACUGGUGGAGUGUGGGAAUCCUUCUGUUUGAAAUGCUUACAGGAAAGCCUCCAUUUGUUGGUGGAAACAGGGACAAAGUUCAGCAGAAGAUAAUUAAGGAGAAAAUUAAGCUUCCAGCAUAUUUAUCUAGUGAAGUUCAUUCGUUGCUCAAAGGCUUACUGCACAAAGAAGCUGGCAGGAGGCUGGGAAGUGGACCAGGCGGGAGCAAUGAAAUAAAGAAUCACAAAUGGUUCAAGUUAGUAAACUGGAAGAAACUAGAUGCCCGACAGAUCCAGCCAAGCUUCCGCCCAAAUGUUGCUGGCAAAACCUGCAUCGCGAACUUUGACGAGUGCUGGACGAGCAUGCCCGUGCUGGACUCUCCAGUGGCCAGCCCUGUCGCUGCAGAUAGUAACUUCGUGGGAUUCAGCUAUGUGAGGCCAGCGCCCUUCCUUCAGAGGCCGAGUCCUCUAGGCUGAUAAAUUUGCUCUUCUGAUCAUGUAAAACCACCUACUGUUGUUCGGUUUGCCUGGGAAAAAAAAUCCCGUUAUCA
Oryza brachyantha (malo sina) is the source of this 1994-nucleotide messenger RNA. RefSeq names its product serine/threonine-protein kinase AtPK2/AtPK19-like. The record is from RefSeq and is a predicted model, not a curated record. Gene Ontology annotation, biological process: protein phosphorylation. Lineage: Eukaryota; Viridiplantae; Streptophyta; Magnoliopsida; Poales; Poaceae. The transcript has 7 exons. Bases 478 to 1920 code for a protein of 480 amino acids. Gene Ontology annotation, molecular function: protein serine/threonine kinase activity; ATP binding.